UCCAACACCAACGGGUUAAUUGCUUCUCGAUUUCCUUCAGUCGCUCCUGCUGCUACUUUCAGCCAGGAGUUGCAUUCCGCGGGUCAAGCUGAAACCAUUUCAGCUUCUGCAAACUCGCAUUGCUCUGCUCGCGUCAGAACAGCCUUGGGCUUUGUUCGUGCCGAGCAAGAAGCUCUGAGUCCCCGCUGGGCCUUGUGCUAGCCUCGUCGUAACGUAAUCGCGUGACGACCUCUUUGUGGUCAAUUCAGAUCCUAAAAUCAUGUUGACAAUCUUCCACAAGGGUGUGGCUCCUAGCCAACCCGCUCUCGACUGUGCUCUCGCUGACGCGGCGGAUCCGAGUAAAGUUCACUCUGGGAGUGAGGCUCUCGGGGAGUUUCUGAAGAGCCAUCCGUCAGCUACAGUGCUGCAUUUCGACGACAACCUCGAGAUUGCCUUAACAGGAGACGGUGGCAGACAAUUUGCUUCUUGCGACGACAUCUUCUGCACCUUCAUCGGCAAUCUCGAGAACCUCGCGCAAAUGCGGGUAGCGUACGGCCUCACCCGGUACCGAAUCUCUGAGGCCGCGUUCGUGAUCGAGGUGUACAAAACCCUCCGAGACCGAGCUCCGUGCACCGUUGAACACGCCCUCUCGGAGUUCCGGGGUCCGUUUUCGUUUGUCCUGUACGACCAGAAGCAGAAGAAGGUGUUUGUCGCUCAGGACGCGUAUGGGAAGCGGCCGUUGUACUGGGGACUCUGCAAAGACUCGGUUCUGGCGAUUGCUGAUAAGAGUGACGCGCUGAGGAAGCACUGUGGACGCUCCUUCGCUCCCUUUCCCAAGGGUUGCUAUUUCUCCACGGCUGCCGGGUUGAACAGUUACGAGCACCCGGACCGCAUGCUGAAGGCGGUGCCGCACAUCGACAGCCAAGGCCAGCUGUGCGGCUCCAACUUCGUGGUAGACCAGAAGAUGCGCUACAGACAAAUGUCGCAAGUGGGCAGCGAGUGCGAUCUGACUGCCAUCUAAUCCGGGCUUUAAUCGGGGCUUUAAUCGGGGAUUUGAUCCAGGCUGGAAUGCUGCUGGUGCUGGAUCUAUAUAUGCUUCGCCAGUGAUUGGUUAAAGGGGCCAUCCCGUAGGUUGAGGGUGCUAUGGCUCAUCUGGUGUGCGAUUUUUAGGGAGCAUUGUCUUCCCCAGCAGCACACCUUGUAAAUCUGGAGUGUGUGUGAUAAGUGUCUUUGCUUAUUCAAGUACUGUACAUGUGUCUUUCAGAAACCAUGGAGGCAUGCAGGUGUUC
Closterium sp. NIES-67 is the source of this 1268-nucleotide messenger RNA. The record is from the annotation of a GenBank genome assembly. Lineage: Eukaryota; Viridiplantae; Streptophyta; Zygnematophyceae; Desmidiales; Closteriaceae.